GUACUAAAAAAAAAAAAAAUAUGAUAACAAGUUUCUUACAGUUGUUUUUACGUUUAUUUUGUAUCUGCUAAAUUAAGAAAUAAUGUUAAAUUAAAUAUCUACUAUAAAUUAGGGUUCAAUUAUAGGUUUUAUAUAAUUAAUGAGUCAUGAUAUGGCAAAUAGCAUUAAUAGUAACCACAGUAAAAAUAUUUUUUAUACCAUUGUACCGUUCUACUGAUUUUGAAGUUCAUAGAAAUUGGUUAGCAAUCACUCACAAUUUAUCUAUAGACCAGUGGUAUUAUGAUUCGACAUCGGAAUGGACUCUGGAUUAUCCCCCAUUUUUUGCUUGGUUGGAGUAUAUCCUGUCGCAUAUGGCUAAAUGGUUUGACCCGAAAAUGCUCCAUGUGACCAAUUUAAAUUAUGAUUCUGAUAUGACUAUUCUGUUCCAAAGAUUAUCAGUGAUGGCAUUGGAUUUAAUUUAUAUACUUGGUGUUAAAAGUUGUUCUAAUUUAAUAGGAAAUGGAAAGCUUCUUGUGUUUAUAUUAUUGGUGUCCAAUCCAGGAUUGUUAAUGGUUGAUCAUAUACAUUUUCAAUAUAAUGGAUUGUUGUAUGGUUUUCUUCUUUUGUCAAUAUCAAACAUGAUAACAAGUAAUUAUAUUCAGGCUGCUACAUGGUUUGCUGUAUUAUUAAAUUUGAAACACAUAUAUGCCUAUGUGGCACCUGUAUAUAUUGUUUAUUUGCUAAGGGCAUAUUGUUUUACAAUCUCAUCCAGUGAUGGUAUUCACACACCAUGGUAUUCCUUCUCUAUUACAAAUUUGUUUAAACUGGCUAUUACUGUCACAAUAGUGUUCAUUUUGUCAUUUGGGCCUUUUAUAGAUCACUUACCACAGUUACUAUCAAGAUUAUUUCCAUUCAAAAGAGGUUUAUGUCACGCAUAUUGGGCUCCAAAUUUUUGGGCACUGUAUAAUUUUGGUGAUAAAGUUUUGCAACAGAUUUUGCCAAAGUUGGGAAUCAAUGUGCCAAAACUGGAAGCUUCCAUGACUGGUGGCCUGGUUCAGGAAUAUGAUCAUAUUGUAUUGCCCACUAUAAAACCAUGGAUGACAUUUAUAUUAGCUGGAUUUUCAAUGCUUCCUGCCCUAAUAAAACUUUGGUGUCUUUGUGCUGAUAGGAGGUACAGAGCUCUAAGUUUUAUAAGGUGUCUUAUCGUAUGUGCAACUUGCUCUUUUAUGUUUGGGUGGCAUGUUCAUGAAAAGGCAAUACUUAUGCUCUUAAUACCACUAAGCUUUAUGUCCGUGCUGGGAGAUGAAGACGGAAAAUUGUUCUUGAUUAUAUCUACAGUUGGUCAUUAUUCCCUUUUUCCUUUGUUAUAUCCAAAGAACUUAUUGGCUAUCAAAAUAUUUAUGUUGUUGACACAUACUGCAAUUGGUUUUGGUAACAUUCCAUCUUUAUAUGAAGUACCCCAAAAGUCGAAAAGUAGUAAAAGACGUCGGGCGUUUAUGCGUUUACCCAUGCUUAGUCAUAUAGAAUCAUUAUACAUAUAUGGUUUGUUGAUUUUAUGUAUUUAUGAAAAUGUUCUUCAUGCAGCAUUCGGAUUGGAUAGAACUUUACCAUUUUUACCCCUAAUGCUUACAUCUGUCUACUGUAGCAUAGGAGUAUUUUAUUUCUGGAUUCGCUACUAUUACUACUUUUUGACUUUUAAUCUUAGUAAACUGCCUAUGGUAGGUUCCGUAAAUUUAAGUGUAUAUGCAAAAAAAGUAAAUUAAAUGACUGAAAUGUUAAA
Messenger RNA from Galleria mellonella (greater wax moth), 1759 nucleotides. RefSeq names its product probable dolichyl pyrophosphate Glc1Man9GlcNAc2 alpha-1,3-glucosyltransferase (gene xit). The record is from RefSeq and is a predicted model, not a curated record. Gene Ontology annotation, cellular component: endoplasmic reticulum membrane. Bases 147 to 1742 code for a protein of 531 amino acids. Gene Ontology annotation, molecular function: dolichyl pyrophosphate Glc1Man9GlcNAc2 alpha-1,3-glucosyltransferase activity. Lineage: Eukaryota; Metazoa; Arthropoda; Insecta; Lepidoptera; Pyralidae. The transcript is spliced from 8 exons. Gene Ontology annotation, biological process: protein N-linked glycosylation.